AUGGAAGAGGGCUUCAGAGACCGGGCAGCUUUCAUUCGUGGGGCCAAAGACAUUGCCAAGGAAGUCAAGAAGCAUGCAGCCAAGAAGGUGGUGAAGGGCCUGGACAGGGUCCAGGACGAAUAUUCCCGCAGAUCCUACUCCCGCUUUGAGGAGGAGGAUGAUGACGAUGACCUCCCGGCUCCAGCUGAUGGCUAUUACCGCGGGGAAGGGGCCCAGGAGGAGGAGGAAGGUGGCGUCUCCAGUGACGCCACAGAGGGCCACGAUGAGGAUGAUGAGAUCUAUGAGGGGGAGUAUCAGGGCAUCCCCCGGGCAGAGUCUGGGGGCAAAGGCGAGCAGCUGGCAGAUGGAGCACCCCUGGCUGGAGUGAGGGGGGGCUUGAGUGACGGGGAGGGCCCGCUUGGGGGCCGGGGGGAGGCCCAGCGGCGGAAAGACCGGGAGGAACUGGCCCAGCAGUAUGAAACCAUCCUCCGGGAGUGUGGCCAUGGCCGCUUCCAGUGGACACUCUACUUCGUGCUCGGCCUGGCGCUGAUGGCUGACGGUGUUGAGGUCUUUGUGGUGGGCUUCGUGCUGCCCAGCGCUGAGAAAGACAUGUGCCUGUCUGACUCCAACAAAGGCAUGCUGGGCCUCAUCGUCUACCUGGGCAUGAUGGUGGGAGCCUUCCUCUGGGGCGGCCUGGCUGAUCGGCUGGGUCGGAGACAGUGUCUGCUCAUCUCUCUCUCAGUCAACAGCGUCUUCGCCUUUUUCUCAUCCUUUGUUCAGGGUUAUGGCACUUUCCUCUUCUGCCGCCUCCUUUCUGGGGUUGGGAUUGGAGGGUCCAUCCCCAUUGUCUUCUCCUAUUUCUCGGAGUUUCUGGCCCAGGAGAAACGUGGGGAGCAUUUGAGCUGGCUCUGCAUGUUUUGGAUGAUCGGCGGAGUAUACGCCGCUGCCAUGGCCUGGGCCAUCAUCCCCCACUAUGGGUGGAGCUUCCAGAUGGGGUCUGCUUACCAGUUCCACAGCUGGAGGGUCUUUGUCCUGGUCUGCGCCUUCCCUUCUGUGUUUGCCAUCGGGGCUCUGACCACACAGCCCGAGAGUCCCCGCUUCUUCCUGGAGAAUGGGAAGCAUGAUGAGGCCUGGAUGGUGCUGAAGCAAGUCCACGACACCAACAUGCGAGCCAAGGGACAUCCCGAGCGAGUCUUCUCAGUAACCCACAUUAAGACGAUUCAUCAGGAGGAUGAGUUGAUUGAAAUCCAGUCAGACACAGGGACCUGGUACCAGCGCUGGGGGGUCCGGGCAUCGAACCUGGGGGGGCAGGUUUGGGGGAAUUUCCUCUCCUGUUUUGGUCCAGAAUAUCGACGCAUCACUCUGAUGAUGAUGGGUGUGUGGUUCACCAUGUCCUUCAGUUACUAUGGCCUGACUGUCUGGUUUCCCGACAUGAUCCGCCAUCUCCAGGCGGUGGACUACGCAGCCCGCACCAAAGUGUUCCCUGGGGAGCGGGUAGAGCACGUGACCUUUAACUUCACCCUGGAGAACCAGAUCCACCGAGGGGGACAGUACUUCAAUGACAAGUUCAUUGGGCUGCGUAUGAAGUCAGUGACCUUUGAGGACUCCCUGUUUGAGGAGUGUUAUUUCGAGGACGUCACAUCCAGCAACACAUUCUUCCGCAAUUGCACAUUCAUCAACACCGUGUUCUAUAACACUGACCUGUUUGAGUACAAGUUCGUGAACAGCCACCUGGUGAACAGCACGUUUCUGCACAACAAGGAGGGCUGCCAGUUAGACGUGACAGGGACGGGUGAAGGUGCCUACAUGGUGUACUUCGUCAGCUUCCUGGGAACGCUGGCUGUGCUUCCGGGGAAUAUUGUGUCUGCCCUGCUCAUGGACAAGAUCGGCAGGCUCCGGAUGCUUGCCGGCUCCAGUGUGAUGUCCUGCAUCUCCUGCUUCUUCCUGUCUUUUGGGAACAGCGAGUCAGCGAUGAUCGCUCUGCUCUGCCUUUUUGGGGGGGUCAGCAUCGCAUCCUGGAACGCGCUGGACGUGUUGACUGUUGAACUCUACCCCUCGGACAAGAGGACCACAGCCUUCGGCUUCCUGAACGCCCUGUGUAAGCUGGCCGCGGUGCUGGGGAUCAGCAUCUUCACGUCCUUUGUGGGAAUCACCAAGGCCGCCCCCAUCCUCUUCGCCUCUGCUGCCCUUGCCCUUGGUAGCUCUCUGGCCCUGAAGCUGCCUGAGACCCGGGGGCAGGUGCUGCAGUGA
Messenger RNA from Pipistrellus nathusii (Nathusius's pipistrelle), 2229 nucleotides. NCBI's taxonomy places the organism in Eukaryota, Metazoa, Chordata, Mammalia, Chiroptera, Vespertilionidae. The record is from the annotation of a GenBank genome assembly.